UGAGUUUGUUAUGACAAGUCGAGGCCUCGGACUAAAUUAGGAGCGGAGCCCCGGUGUCUGCCCAGGCGAGUCCCGUCAUGGAGGGCAUGGACCUGGACCUGGACCAGGAGCUCAUGCAGAAAUUCAGCUGCAUGGGCACCACGGACAAAGACAUCCUGAUAUCGGAAUUCCAGAGGCUGCUCGGGUUCCAGCUGAACCCCGCCGGAUGCGCCUUCUUCCUGGACAUGACCAACUGGAAUUUACAGGCCGCCAUCGGAGCUUACUAUGACUUUGAAAGUCCGAACAUCAGCGCACCAUGCAUGGCCCUUGUGAAGGACGUGACAAUUGGCGAGGGUGAAUCAGUUCCACCUGACACACCUUUCACAAAGACCUGGAGGAUACAGAACACUGGUGCAGAGUCGUGGCCUCCCGGCGUUUGUCUGAAGUAUGUGGGAGGAGAUCAGUUUGGUCACGUAAACAUGGUGAUGGUGCGCUCUCUAGAUCCCCAGGAAAUGACUGACGUCAGUGUGCAGAUGCAUAGCCCUGCGACUCCUGGCAUGUUCCAGGGUCAGUGGAGGAUGUGCACAGCUACAGGACUUUACUUUGGAGAUGUGAUCUGGGUGAUCCUGAGUGUGGAGGUUGGAGGCCUCCUUGGCGUGACGCAGCAGCUUUCCUCCUUCCAAGCGGAGUUCAACACCCAGCCUCAUCGUAACCUGGAAGGAGACUACAACCCCUUCGCAUCGCCAGAGAAGAGCAAGUGCCCCAACAGCAACAACAAUCACUUCCACUGUGACAGUAGCCAUAGACCCACAGAGGAGUGUUGGCAGGGAAACCCACAACAGCUGCAGCAAGACCAAAAUGGACUUUCACACAGCUCUGUGGACAUAGUAGCAAAUAGUCUACAAAAUAAUCUAUCAGUAGUCUCUUGUAACCAGAUACAGGAGCCCUCUCAUUUUGGGCACUCUUAAAUUAUGGGACUUGUCACACUAAAGCAGCACUAAAUGAAACCUAUGGAAUCUGUCACACCAAUUUAAAAAAAAAAUGAAAUAAAAUGAAAUAAAAAGCAAGUGGCUUAAUGAUGGAGUGUGGCGAUCAAACACACUUCCUGCGGAGUCCGAUUACACUUUGAGAUGCCAGAAGCCAACGCUCCUGAUGUGCAGCUGAACCAACAUCCCGCACCCGGUGUAUGCACGUGUGAAUGCUAAGUUAAAAAUGAGUGCUGUGAGUCUUUAAAGUGAUUUUUCUCUUCUUUUUUUUUCCCAAUUUUUUUUCUUAUUUUUUCCUUUUUUUCAAAAGUUGACAGGGUGUGUAUGGAUCCAUGGUUGCAGCAGUGUGUUUGAGAACUUUUUUGUGUAGGUGUGCAUGCAUUGAACAACCUUGACAAGAGACUUUGGAGUUAAAGCCAUUUAUUUUGCCAACUGUUUCUCUAGUUUUUGACCAACUCUAAGUUUAUUGAUUGGGUUUGUGGACUCUGAUCUCUGUCACCUAAAUCUAAUAGGCAUCCACGAAACAUAACUUUUACUCUAUUUUUUUUUUCUUUUUUUCUUUUUUAAACAAGCAAUAUUUUCCAGAAGCUCAUUAGAAACGCUUAUCUGCUUGUCUUUUAUUUUUCCACAUGGCUCAUGCAAUGUUGACAAAAUCAUUUCGUACGACUAGCGGGUUUUACAGGUAAUGACUCCUUUCUCCUAAUUAAGUAGAGAAAGAUACAAUUCAAGAGACGGAUGCACUGGAAUUAAAUUUACUCUGUAUUAUCUCAUGGUUGCCUGAAACACAUCGAAGGGUGCUCAUACAUUGCUUAGACUCAAUGCCAUCAAUUGUACAAAAUAAAAAAUAUGAAAUUGAAUAUUAUUGUACAUUGUAUUUCCACUGAUAACUUGUGCAUCAGCAUUUAGUUUAGAUGUCAGUGCUUGUACAGGCCCGGUGGUUCGGAGAGCUCAUCUUUCAUGUGCUGCUGCAGAAUUCAUUUGGCACUGCGCUGCACGUGGCCUCCAACCAGCAGAAAUGAACUUCUGCUAUUUUUAUCCCAGCUAUGGAGGUUAAGUUGUUUUAUUUGGUCCCUUGGUCACUCGUCUCGUUUCCCCCCCCCAUCGUGACUUUUAAGUCUCUUAGGCAAAUCCGUUAUCAUGUCCUCUGCCGCUCGGAGGGCGACUUGGAUCGUUGCUGGCGUGUGACGUAGUGCCAUAAAGCAGGAAGCAGUUGUCACUAGAGGUGACCUGGAGAUGAUCAAAUGUACCUUUUAAACAAAAUUAAAACAUAUUUUAAGGGGGGGGGGGGUUAAUUUGGUAAGACUGUACAGAGGAAUAGUGAAUAUGUGCAAGGCAUGUGGUUCUAGGUUGUAGGUCUGAUGCCCAGAGGCAGUUGCACCCGUUGACUUUCGAGAGUUAAUGAUCUGAGAGGUUGCAGACUGAUUUGUCUGAUUUGUUUGCUGAUCCCAGGUGAAUAGUUGCAUGAACUGAAGUAUUGCGACGAUGGGACUGAUACGCAUUAUAUCAAACAUGAAUUUAAGCCUCAUGAACCCCAGUUAAGACACGGCUUACCAGUAUAGAAAUGUAAAUGUUUUUGUCCUGAUUUGAACUUCCCAUUUAAAGCUGGAUUAGACUUCUUUUUAAACAUUUAACUCGAAUGUAUCUCCUGAAUGUAGAAGAGAGUAAUCGUUUUGGUGGUGUCAUCAUUUACCCAAAGAAUUGACAUUAUAUUUUGGAAACAAACUGGUGGUUUUGUCAACGUAGUUACCCUUCUGCAUCGUCCUGUCUCCUGUUAAAGUCUUGCUUAGAAAGUUCUGUAUUCAUUUUGAUAGAUUCAUCAUGUCUGAGUCUUGAAUCCCCAGCGACGAUGACAGAAUCACUGCACAAUAAUCAUUGCCUCCUACUAACUGGCCAAUCUAUGCACUGAGUCACACAACCUCCAUGACAACAGCUGUGUGCUCCUUCCUCCUCCACCGUCGUCUCGGAAGUGUUAUCGGCUCUGUGAUUAUUUUUUUAAUCUGAUAUCCACAAUUAGUGCGCCGGAGCAGCUCGUCAAGUGAACACCCUGAACUUGAUGAACGUGUAAGCGCCGGGGUGCUGAGCAACAUGACCAUACCAGCUAAUAUCUUGAUGUGUGGAAGAGCAGUGUGGGUUUCCUGCUGACGACCUCAUGGUGCAUGUAUUUCUCUGCCUUCAGCGGUAGCCACAGCACAUGUAUGUACGCGAGGAAGUGCAAACAAAUGAAAGCUCAAUUCCUGUAUGUGUGAUGAAUGUUUGUAUGAUUAAAUUAUCACUGAAAGCUGACUUCUACAA
Cololabis saira (Pacific saury) is the source of this 3257-nucleotide messenger RNA. Its product is annotated as protein ILRUN-like. Gene Ontology annotation, molecular function: ubiquitin binding. The transcript has 5 exons. The record is from RefSeq and is a predicted model, not a curated record. Gene Ontology annotation, cellular component: phagophore assembly site. NCBI's taxonomy places the organism in Eukaryota, Metazoa, Chordata, Actinopteri, Beloniformes, Belonidae. Bases 78 to 947 code for a protein of 289 amino acids. Gene Ontology annotation, biological process: macroautophagy.